AUGGAGUUCACUACUACUCAUGAUAAAAAUUACGUUCAAUGUGUAAAAUGUGGAAAGGUGCUCAUUUCAAGAGACCUCGAACACACGCCGGGUCGAGCGGCUUCAAACCUCCGACAACAUUACGCUUGUGUCCACAAGCAAAAGGAAGGAAAGGUUGUUAUCGAUGGACAGGAGGUCGAGCACCGCACUAGACGCAGCUUCCGCUGUUAUGUGCCGCCGGAGGAGCCGUUGGAGCAACCGGCGCCUGUGGUGCAACCGGCGCCUGUGGUGCAACCGGCGCCUGUGGUGCAACCGGCGCCUGUGGUGCAACCGGCGCCUGUGGUGCAACCGGCGCCUGUGGUGCAACCGGAGGAGCAACAGGAGCAGGAUUCAUUUGACUCGUUUUGA
Molecule: messenger RNA, 387 nt
Organism: Caenorhabditis remanei
Lineage: Eukaryota; Metazoa; Nematoda; Chromadorea; Rhabditida; Rhabditidae
Exons: 2
Coding region: 1-387 (128 amino acids)
Source: RefSeq, a predicted model, not a curated record